This is a messenger RNA of Helicoverpa zea (corn earworm), 3189 nucleotides long. It is a transcript of the gene Gbeta13F, whose product is annotated as guanine nucleotide-binding protein G(I)/G(S)/G(T) subunit beta-1. Gene Ontology annotation, molecular function: protein binding; signaling receptor complex adaptor activity. The transcript has 8 exons. The record is from RefSeq and is a predicted model, not a curated record. Gene Ontology annotation, cellular component: heterotrimeric G-protein complex; cytoplasm. Gene Ontology annotation, biological process: G protein-coupled receptor signaling pathway. Bases 355 to 1377 code for a protein of 340 amino acids. NCBI's taxonomy places the organism in Eukaryota, Metazoa, Arthropoda, Insecta, Lepidoptera, Noctuidae.
CCAGGAACUUUGACGCAAUUUGCAAAUGGCCGUGAAAAGGACUGAACUCGAGAAUCGAGGGUGUAUGAAAGGCUAAUGGUGGAUUGUACCGUGAUAAAAACUUGUGUAUAAUUCUAUAUUCAGUGUGGUGCUGUGCAAGAUACAAAAUGUGCCAAAAAGUGAGAAUCCAGUCUUAAUGUUGGUAUAGGACGCGCCCGAAAACCGCUGGAGCGACGAUCGAAGGGACAUUGCUGACAGAAGGGUAAAAUCCUGAUAUCAUUUUUGCCUAAUCAGGUCGUAGCGUAGCGCAUUAUCGGACGCGCGCGCGGUUGUCGAGCGGUCGUACAUUAAGAGGCCAGUGGCUAAGCACCCACCAUGAAUGAAUUGGACAGCCUGCGACAGGAGGCGGAGACGCUCAAGAAUGCUAUCAGAGAUGCUAGGAAGGCGGCAUGCGACACGUCGCUGGCGCAGGCGACCGCCAACCUGGAGCCCAUCGGGCGCAUACAGAUGCGCACGCGACGCACGCUGCGCGGUCACCUCGCCAAGAUCUACGCCAUGCAUUGGGGCAGCGAUUCCAGGAACCUGGUAUCGGCGAGUCAGGACGGCAAGCUGAUAGUGUGGGACAGCCACACCACGAACAAGGUGCACGCGAUACCGCUGCGCUCCAGCUGGGUGAUGACGUGCGCGUACGCACCCUCCGGCUCGUACGUCGCGUGCGGCGGUCUAGACAAUAUAUGCUCCAUUUAUAGUUUGAAGACGCGCGAGGGCAACGUGCGCGUGUCCCGCGAGCUGCCGGGCCACUCGGGCUACCUCUCCUGCUGCCGGUUCCUCGACGACAACCAGAUCCUCACCAGCUCCGGCGAUAUGACAUGCGCCCUGUGGGACAUCGAGACGGGCCAGCAGUGCGGGCAGUUCACGGGGCACACGGGCGACGUGAUGUCGCUGUCGCUGGCGCCCGACCAGCGCACCUUCGUGUCGGGCGCCUGCGACGCGUCCGCCAAGCUGUGGGACAUCCGCGACUGCGCCUGCAAGCAGACCUUCCCCGGCCACGAGAGCGACAUCAAUGCCGUCACGUUCUUCCCAUCCGGGUUCGCGUUCGCGACGGGGUCGGACGACGCGACGUGCCGCAUGUUCGACAUCCGCGCCGACCAGGAGCUCGCCAUGUACUCGCACGACAACAUCAUCUGCGGCAUCACGUCCGUCGCCUUCAGCAAGUCCGGCCGCCUGCUGCUGGCCGGCUACGACGACUUCAACUGCAAUGUGUGGGACUCUAUGAAGAGUGAACGCGCUGGUAUCCUGGCCGGCCACGACAACCGCGUAUCAUGCCUGGGCGUCACCGAGAACGGCAUGGCCGUCGCCACCGGCUCCUGGGACUCGUUCCUGCGCAUCUGGAACUAAGCCCCCCCCCCACCUGCCCCACCCCGGACACCCCGCUCCACCCCACCACUCGUCUACUCACUCACUUGCUAUACUAUUCACCUACGAUGACGUAACGCGUUCUAGAAGCUUAUAGAUGCUUCCAGAACGUGUGACGGCAUCGUCGCCGUCGGUAGCGAGUGGAUGGUCAUAACUUGAAUGAAUUUCUCGAUGGUUAGCCCCAGUUUAGCCGGUGAUGUCAGUUUCUAGUUUUAUAUAUUCGAUAUCAAAUGCGGUGUGUGAAUGUGUUAGCUUCUAAUUUUGAUAUCGUAACGCUGACGAUGGUCUGUAUUUCCUCGUUCGGUUCGGCCAUCGCAGGCAUUGAGGAGGCUCAAUGAUUAACGAAAUUCGAUUUUGUGAGACCUCAAGAACUUUGGUCUUUAUUGUAAAGGGGCGGCUGUAACGGUUUAUUUACUAAACUCUACACCUGUAUAAAGACUUGUCCAGUCAUCUUGUAGUUUAUUAUCAUUAAACAAUAAUUUCUGAUCUGAUGCACAGAGGACUUCGUGUAUAUAAUGUCGUAUUGUGUUGUUACACUGGAAGGCACAAUGUACAGCGCAGUAUGUUCGUACAUUACAGCGCACAAAACAACGCACAUGCUUCGAAACUGCGCAAAUACACAAUACAAUACGACUCGGCCGCGUCUCACGGGAACAAACCCGUACAAAAAACUCGCUUUAUUUAUUUAUAAUUAUAAUUUCUAACAAUAUUAAAAGCAUUUAAACAACUUUUAGGGAGGUAUGUAGUUUACAUUUGUAUGUAUGUGUGCGUUAGAUGUGCGAGUGUGUGAGCGUCACUACGGAUCCAUUGUUCACUGCAUAACGUAUAUAAUUAUAAUAUAAUGUAAUGAUUGAUAUAUAAUUAACGAUAGACGCUGGACACCUUUCCAAGGAGGGGUUCUUAGCUGCCGGAAACAUUUUCUGUUUAUUGGUAAGUAGAAUUCAUGUUUUGCACCAAUUUCAAGUAUUUGUCAGGCCAAAUGUAGGGUUCCGAAGUCCAAACCAAGAUCAGAAUUUGUAACAAAAAACUUUUUGGAUGAUAAAGUCUUAAAAUAUUGGAGAAAUGUAGGGGUGUACUUUAUUUUGUUGCAAAUAUAAUAUUGCACAUUUAAGUGUAUUAGAAGUCGAUGUGAAAUAGCUUCUUCUAUCUUUGUUUUCUAUUACUGUUAAUUCAGCGCGUUACUAUAUUUUCUUUACAAUAUCUGUCGUAAAUUCUUUCUACAUUGGAUGUGAAUUUGUGUGUCGCUGAUUACCAGAAAUAGGAAAGAAAUAGCCAUAAGUUAAAUUCUAUUAAUUGUAUAUUAGUGAUGAUUAGUUCAACACAAUGUCUGACUCGUAACUCUUUGCGUUUCAGGUGACAACAUCGCACAACAGAAUACUAUCUAUAAAAAACUAUAAUUAAAGAACCAAAUAUUAAUUAUAAAUGUAUCUAUGCAUAACUUAUUGAAUGAGAACAUUAUUUUCGUUUCUCGUCACUUUAAUGUAAUCCUAUCGUGGGUGAGCUAUAUAUUUAAUAUAUGUUUUAGAUUAGUCAACACACCGGUUUGUUAUUAGUAAAGCGAGAUUCUAAUGAUCUCUAUUGACGAAAAUCAAUCAUUUUUUGUACCAACGUAAGGGCGUUAGUACAUGAGCGUAACAAGACGCACUACAUCGCGAAAUUACUUACUCUCAUGUGCAAACGCCUUUACAAGACAUUCACGAAUUGUAAAAUGAGAUCUAAAUCUUAAUCUAGGCUUUAAGCGUACAAUUACAAUGAUUUAUACUUUGACAUGCAAUAUAAUUUAUCUAUAUCCAA